Parnassius apollo (apollo) is the source of this 2728-nucleotide messenger RNA. NCBI's taxonomy places the organism in Eukaryota, Metazoa, Arthropoda, Insecta, Lepidoptera, Papilionidae. The record is from the annotation of a GenBank genome assembly.
AUGAGCAACCUGCAAUUCGGGUUUAAAGAACAAACGUCAACUGCUAAUGCAAUACAAAAGGCACUUGAUGUAAUUCAGGACGCUAAAGCCAAAAAACUACAAGUACUUGCUAUAUCUCUCGACAUACAAUCCGCAUUUAAUAAUGCAUGGUGGCCAGCAAUUUUCCACAGACUUAACAAUACACACUGUCCUUCUAAUAUUUACAAACUAUUACAAAACUAUGUUCAAGAUCGAACGGUCAAGCUUGAUUUUGCAGACAGUUCAGCUACUAGACCUAUGUACCGGGGUUGCAUACAAGGUUCAGUGUGCGGCCCUAUGCUGUGGAAUCUGAUGCUAGAUGAGCUACUAAUGUCUGAACUACCACAGGGAUGCCACCUUCAAGCUUUUGCUGAUGAUAUUCUAUUAAUUACUCAAUCAAAAGACAUAAGAACUCUUGAAAAGAUUACUGAGGAUGCACUCACUAAAAUAGUUAAUUGGGGAAAUAGUAUCAAACUUAAAUUUGGCCCACAAAAAACACAGAUUAUAUCGUUCACCAAUAAAGCCCGCAAGUGUCAUAUUACGAUGAAUAAUCAACCGCUUCUAUUUUCUCGACAAAUCAAAUAUCUAGGGGUCAUCAUAGAUCAAAAACUAAAUUUUAUUAAACACGCUGAACACACAAUAAAUAAAGCUUAUAACCUCUUUCAAAAGCUUUCUAAAUUCAUAAAACCUACCUGGGGGAUAAAUCCCGAGAAUGUCCGUAUUAUCUACAAUGCUGUCAUAGAGCCAAUAAUAUGUUAUGCUGCAAGCAUCUGGCGCCCGGCACUAAAAUACAAAUAUGUUCAAAAACGCCUGCUCUCACUGCAACGAAAUUUCGCAAUAAAAAUUAUAAGAGGUUUUCGAACCCUAAGUACUGCCACUGCUAUCUCCCUAGCACAACUACCUCUAUUAAAUAUUAAAAUAGAAAAUUUUGCUGAUUUAGAAAUAACCAAACAUCAACAAACAUCUAAAUUCCUCCCAAAUGAUAUACAAUUGGAAAUUCCUGCUACACCAGCGGAACUCCUGCACCCAUCUAAAAGAAUAGCAAUAAAGUUUCUUGAAGUCACAUGCCAGGAAGAAAUUGAACAACAGGAAAGAAAAGCAAAAACAGCUUCUUGGUGGAACAAAGGGAUACAAGAUAAAAAAGUGAUCAUGAUCAGGAAAAGACGAAGGAUAAAAAACGCACACCCUGGAAGAAGAAAACAUGUAGCAGACCAAUAUUUGGAGGCGAGACGUGACUACAUCAACGCUAUAGAAAAUGCCACAACUACAAGCUGGGUAAAUCUUUGCAAUAAGGAAGAAAAGGAAUCUAUGUGGCAAAGAACAUACAGAAUCUUAAAAAUAUGUUCAAAUAAAGAAGAGGAUAAACUGCUUCGGAAUUCCAGCGGCCGAACUCUUUCAGAGUUGGAAUCAGCUAAAUACCUCGCUGAUACGUUCUAUCCAGACGACAAUCCAGACACAGACAAUGAGGAACACGCCGAGAUGAGGAAUACAACGCAAAAAAUUAUAAAAAAGAUCAAUAACGAAAAUAUUCCCUCUCCAAAUUUAUUUACUCAAGACGAAAUUGAACAAAUUCUCAGGAACAUGAAUCCAAAGAAAGCUCCUGGAGCAGAUGGACUACCAUCGGACAUUUGCCAAGCUGCGUUUGACAGCAACCCAGAGGAAGUAAUGAACACUGAAGAUGUCAUCAUAGGAGGUGAUGCUAAUGCAAGCAGUAUCUGGUGGGGUUGCAAGGCAGAUGAUAAAAGGGGAACACUAUUAAUGGAAACGGUAGCAGAACUCAAUCUCGAGAUACUAAACACUGGCAAAUCUCCUACAUUUAGUGCAUAUAGAAUGGGUUCACUCUGCUCGAGCAUAAUAGACAUCACAUUAUGCACAUCCUCUCUGCUACACAAAAUCUAUAACUGGAGAAUAGAUGAUUCUUUUGGCACCAUCUCUAAUCAUAAGCCCAUACUUUUUAACCUCGCUAUAUCAAACAAGCCACAGCAGAGAAAAAUCAAUAGUACCAGGAAAUUCAACACGAGAAAUGCUGACUGGAAUAGCUUUAGAACAGAAUUAGAGAAAGCAAUAGAUACAAAGGGUAUCACCAAAGAAAGCAUAGAAAAGGUAAGGACAAUAGAAGAUCUAGACAAAACAGUAGUAGAUUAUACAGAAUGUAUCUUGGAAGCCAGUAGUAAAACUAUUCCUACAAUAAAAAGAAAACAAAUUUCUAAAGCAGCGAAAUGGUGGAACGCGGAACUAAAAGAAAAAAAAGACGAAAUGAUCAGAAUUCGUAGAAGAAUUAAGAACGCACACCCUAGACGCAGAGACCAUGUCAUACAACAAUACUUGAUCGCCAAAGAAGAUUAUACAACAAGUAUUGAAAGAGCAUCCACAAAGAGCUGGAAAGACCUGUGCAAUAAAGAAGAAAAAGAAACCAUCUGGCAACGAACAUACCGCAUUCUAAAAGUAUGUACAAACAGGGAGGAAGACAAACUAUUAAGGGACCAAAACGGAGAAAUCCUAUCGGCAAAACAAUCAGCAGCUCUUCUAGCUGAAACAUUUUACCCAAAGGACAGUUGUAACACAGACACAGAAGAGCAGUCAGAAAUAAGGGAAAGAGUAAAAGAACUCAUUACACGGAUUAAUAACCAACAUACUGAUACCAUGCGACUAUUUACACAAGUCGAAAUAGAACACAUACUGAAUAACAUGGACCCAAAGAAAGCACCAG